Rhizopus microsporus ATCC 52813 is the source of this 448-nucleotide messenger RNA. RefSeq lists its product as uncharacterized. Lineage: Eukaryota; Fungi; Mucoromycota; Mucoromycetes; Mucorales; Rhizopodaceae. The record is from RefSeq and is a predicted model, not a curated record. The transcript has a single exon. Bases 33 to 266 code for a protein of 77 amino acids.
CUACAACCCGACGCCAGUGUUACUUACGCGCAAUGGCGAAGGUCUCUCGCAACAUCAAGACAAUUACUAUGUAUUCCCAUCAAGACGCUCUCCUUUGCCCGGCACACGCUUAUGUGAUACAUUGCUCAUGUAUCACUUCGUCCGCAUGCCAUUCACGAUAUCCUGUGAAACCCGGCAUCACUAUCAGCUACCUCUUUCAUUCACUACUCAACUUGAACGAAGCUAUUGGCGCAGAACUAAUUUCGAAGCACAUCCGCCAAUUAUGACAUAUGUUGGUAAAUCCGCUGGUGCCUCUGUUCUCAAAGCCAGUGCUUUUGGUAUAGCUCUGGUUACACGCACAGAUAUAUUCGUGGACAAUACCUUGGUCCAAAACAAUUGAUCUUUUAAAAAAGUCUUUAAACACUUUUUCGCAUUUUAUUCAAAACCAGAGACAAUUACACUGUAGCUG